AUGAAUAUUAAUACUCCUGUAAUUUAUAUGGCACAAAUUAUUCCACCAAUUCAAUUUGUUUUUGGAACAAUGGGAAAUAUUAUUAAUAUUAUCCUUUUUAUUCGUCCUAAUCUACGUACUAAUCCAUGUUCGAUAUAUUGUUUAGCUGGUUCAAUCAAUAACAUACUAUUUACUUGUUUAUUUGCUUUAACUGAUUAUCUUUCAAAUGCGUGGAAUAUAAAUCUUUCUCUAAAUACCGAUCUCUGGUGUAAAUUAAGUGUUAUUAUUAAGUAUUUACCAUAUUCACUUCUUUUAUGGUUUCCUGUUCUUGCUAGUAUUGAUCGAUUUCUAUCAAGUUCACGAAACGUACAACUUCGUCAAUUAAGUAAUGUCAAAAUAGCAAGACGAAUGAUCAUAGGUAUUUAUAUCAUACUCAUUAUGCUUAAUAUUCAUCUGCCAAUAUUCGCCCGGUCGUCACCAUCCGAUGUUGGCUACUAUUGUACUAUAUUUUCCGAUGAAUACUAUAUUUUCAAUAGUUUCUUCACAUCUAUUCUAUAUUGUGUUUUACCACUUAUUUUAAUGUGUAUUUUUGGUAUUUUAAUUAUACAUAACGUUCACAAUAUUCAUAAUCGUGUUGUUCCAAAUCUUAACAAUGUACAAAAUACUCGUUUACGCUCUCAAGAUCGUCAAAUGAUUCGAAUGUUAUUAUUUCAAAUACUUAUUACUAUUCUGCUUUCACUACCAUAUAUGGCUAGUUUUAUCUACAUUAUAGUACGUCUAUUUUAUACUGAUUAUAAUUUUUCAUGGUCAGAAUAUCUGAUUUAUUACUGCUUUAUUGGCGUAAGCAAGUACCUUUAUCAUACUAAUUUUGCUAUUGGAUUUUAUAUUUACACGUUGGCAAGUGUUAAAUAUCGUGCGGAACUGAAACAUUGUCUUCACUUUGGAUUUAACACCGUUGUAGCUAAAUUAAAAUAA
Molecule: messenger RNA, 954 nt
Organism: Adineta ricciae
Lineage: Eukaryota; Metazoa; Rotifera; Eurotatoria; Adinetida; Adinetidae
Source: the annotation of a GenBank genome assembly